AUGCAUCGAGGGCAGGAGACCGAGAGACUAAGGCGACGCUGGAAUGAUGACAUCAGAGAUUGGACAGAGAGAACGCUGGAAGUAUGCACAGCCGUGACGGCCUAUUUCUAUCUAUCUAUCUAUCUAUCUAUCUAUCUAUCUAUCUAUCUAUCUAUCUCAGUCUCUUCAUUAUCUAUCUAUCUAUCUAUCUAUCUAUCUAUCUAUCUAUCUAUCUAUCUAUCUAUCUAUCUAUCUAUCUAUCUCAGUCUCUUCAUUAUCUAUCUAUCUAUCUAUGGUUCGUUGCUCAUUUCUGUUAUUCCUUCACUUUUCCUUCAUUUUCUUUUUCUUUUUUCCUAUUCUUCUGCUCCUUCUCCUCCUCUUCCCUUCCUCUUCUCCUUCUUCUUCUCCCACUCCUUCCCUCUCUUCAUCAUCACACCUCCUUCCCUACUUCCACAGCUACUCCCACUCUUCUUUCAUCUCUCCUUCCAUCUUAUUUUCUACACCAACUCCUCUCUUCUUACUUCCACUUCUUCUCUCUCUCUCUUCUUCUUUUUCCACUCAUCCUACCCUCUUCUUUUUCUUCAUUAUUCAUUUUUUUACUUUUGUUAUUGUUAUCCUAAGAUGUUUAUAUUCAUCAUCAUUAUAAUCCUUUUCCUUUUCCUUUUCCUUUUCUUUCUGUACCCCCACCUCUCUCUCUCUCUCUUAAUCUACCACACAUCUCCCCAUCUCCUUACACUCUUCAUUUCUCUCUUCUUCCACUUCCCAUUCCCUCUUCAUCUCCCACACAUCUCCCAUCUUCUUCCAACCAUCUUCUCCUAUACAUCUACCCCGUCUAUCGCUCUUUUUCCCAUCUUCAUCUCUUCUUUUUCUUCUUCUUCUUCUGUCUUUUUAUUCCACUCCUCCUCCUUCUCCUCCACUUCUCCUCCUGCUUUUUAA
Acanthosepion pharaonis is the source of this 915-nucleotide messenger RNA. Lineage: Eukaryota; Metazoa; Mollusca; Cephalopoda; Sepiida; Sepiidae. The record is from the annotation of a GenBank genome assembly.